AUGCAGCAGUUGGACAAAUAUUGUAUUACAGAGUGGGGCUACUACACGAGAGCGGAGUUGCCCUCUGCCAAGGCAAGCCGUCCUUCCGGCCCUCCUCUGGCUACUAGUGUUCGAGGAGGCUUGCCAGCUGGAGCAGGCUGCCCCCGAGCACGGGUGCACUCUUCUGCACCAGGGGCACGGAGGUCUCUCGUGCUGCCAGUUCUACAGGAAGACAUUCCAGUCCACGAUCCCCUUCCCUCCCUGGACCUGGAAGAGCUGGCGCACCCCGUGCCUCUGCCUCUGUGCUUGGCAGAGGAGCCACGUCACAACGAGGGGACCCGACCCAUUGGAGCACUAGCUGGAGCGAUGGGCUCCUUGGACCAGAGCCCCAGUUUGCCAACCCCUCCUGUCAGGGUGCCGGCUGCGGACCCCGUGCCGGCUGUGGACCCCGUGCCGGCUGUGGACCCCGUGCCGGCUGUGGACCCCGUGCCGGCUGUUGACUCCGUUCCGGCUAGAGGCAUCAAGACCGCCCCAAAGACGAAGGAGGAGCACAUCGCCGAGUCUGCGACAGACGCAAAGUUUGUAAAAGAUGUUCUCCGUGCAACAUGGACCGACAGGGAGCUUCGCAACAGAAGCCUAUCGGGGGUUCCCUGUCGGCGAUUUGUGAAGAUGGAGAACGCCAAGAAGCCAAGGAAGGCCCUGACUCCCGAAAAAGUCUGCAGUAUUCGUGCUGCCUUCUCCACCUUCGUUGGGGAUGCCCCGAACAAGAAGCGGCGGCUAGGCCUAAUGAACAAGUAUGUGGCCACCUUCCUGCAAGACAAGGCCAACCAAUGGAGAAAGCUGGAGGCCAAGUCUGCACUGCAGCUAGCAGCAGAGCAGCCACCAGCUCAGCAGCCGGCUACCCAGCAGCUGGCAACCCAGCAGCCUGCUGAGAGCGGGUAGACGUAGACUACUACCCA
This is a messenger RNA of Ixodes scapularis (black-legged tick), 938 nucleotides long. RefSeq lists its product as uncharacterized. The transcript has 4 exons. NCBI's taxonomy places the organism in Eukaryota, Metazoa, Arthropoda, Arachnida, Ixodida, Ixodidae. The record is from RefSeq and is a predicted model, not a curated record. Bases 1 to 921 code for a protein of 306 amino acids.